CACGUGGCCCGCCGGGAGGCUCCGGGCGCCCUUGGAAGUCCCGGCGGCGGCGGGUCAUGGCCGGCCCCAUGCAGGGCGGCGGGGCCAAGGCCCUGGACCUGCUCCGGACCCUGCCGCGUGUAAGCCUGGCCAACUUGAAGCCGAGUCCCGGCUCCAGGAAACCGGAGAGACGACCAAGAGGUCGGAGAAGAGGUAGAAAAUGUGGGAGAGGCCAUAAAGGAGAAAGGCAGAGAGGAACCAGGCCUCGCCUGGGCUUUGAGGGAGGCCAGACUCCGUUUUACCUACGAAUCCCGAAAUAUGGGUUUAACGAAGGACAUAGCUUCAGACGCCAGUAUCAGCCCUUUAGUCUCAACAGAUUGCAGUAUCUUAUUGAUUUGGGUCGCGUUGAUCCUUCUCAACCUAUUGACUUAACCCAACUCAUCAAUGGGAGAGGUGUGACGAUCCAGCCACUUAAAAGGGAUUAUGGUGUCCAGCUGGUCGAGGAGGGUGCUGACACAUUUAAGGCGAAAGUUAAUAUUGAAGUCCAGUUGGCUUCAGAACUAGCUAUUGCUGCAAUUGAAAAAAAUGGUGGUGUUGUGACUACAGCCUUCUAUGAUCCAAGAAGUCUGGAAAUUCUAUGCAAACCUGUCCCAUUUUUUCUUCGUGGACAACCUAUUCCAAAAAGAAUGCUUCCACCCGAAGAACUGGUACCGUAUUACACUGAUGCAAAGAAUCGUGGUUAUCUGGCAGAUCCUGCGGAAUUUCCUGAAGCAAGACUUGAACUUGCCAAGAAGUAUGGUUACGUUUUACCUGACAUCACUAAAGAUGAACUCUUCAAAAUGCUCUGUACUCGAAAGGAUCCAAGGCAGAUUUUCUUUGGUCUUGCUCCAGGAUGGGUGGUGAAUUUGAUAGAUAAGAAAAUCCUGAAACCUACAGAUGAGAAUCUCCUCAAGUAUUACAGCUCAUGAGUUCCCCUCCAAGAAAGCAGAGUUGAGAAGGAGGGACAGAAAAGGAACCAGAAGAUCUGUAUUUCUCAUUGCAUUUUCCUCAUGUGUAGUUCUCCAGAAGUUGAUGUUAGUUUUCAGUGUAAUCCUAUCUUUUUCAUUUUCAUCUAAAAUUCAAGUAAAAUUACAGGAAGUAAGAAGUGCAUAGAGAACUGAGUCUAUGUAGGUUCUGUGUCAAAGAUAUAAAUUCUCUGGUGGCCUGUGGAAGGAAAAUUAUAACUAUUUUAGAAUAUUUCUAGUCUGUUUCUUCAUGCUUUUCACUCAGGCCUUGUCUUGUUACUGUCAUAAUUUAGGAUGAACGCCCAAGGGAGAGGGAUUGAUUUGUUGGCCAGCUCUGCCAGGGUUAGAACAGAUACUGAUGAGUUGGUGGCCCUUCUUAUUCAGUGACCUUAGGGAAGCCCUGCUACCCGGUGUCAGGAUGGUGACCCGUUAGCUUCUAAAGAAUGAGAUCAGGAAUGUGAGUUUAAGGUUUAACGCUGGGGAACAGCUUCUGUGUAGUAUAUUUGCUACCACAUCAAAGACGAGAGAAAUAAAAAUUACAAGUGAAUUUAUCUUCACAACUGUGUGAUAAAAGAAGAUAAUAAUGAUCAAGCCAUUAACAUUUUUUCUUUAAGAUGGUAAAUUGCAAUUUUAGUUGAUACAAUUUUUACUUAUUCAGGCAUUGGAGACCUUUGUCAUUUAGUCAUUUCACAUGGUUUUCAAAUAAUUUUUAAAAUAUUAUGUAAGUAAUAAAAACAAGUGGUAAUGUGAAAAUUUAAUGUAAAAGGUUAAGAUGUUAGUAAGGUUAUUUAGCGCUUGAAAGGUCCUUUUUUCCAAAUCAUAUGAAAGCUUAAUUUACCUCGUACAAUUAAAGAUUUAUCUUGAUAAUUAAUGAUAAUUCUUCCACAGUAGAAAUCAAAUGAUUCUUGGCUGUUUAUUUUAUUAAGUUAAAAUAAAAAACCUAAACAAUGCAA
This is a messenger RNA of Carlito syrichta (Philippine tarsier), 1936 nucleotides long. It is a transcript of the gene MRPL15, whose product is annotated as mitochondrial ribosomal protein L15. The transcript has 5 exons. Gene Ontology annotation, biological process: translation. Gene Ontology annotation, cellular component: mitochondrial large ribosomal subunit. The coding region runs from base 57 to 947 and encodes 296 amino acids. Gene Ontology annotation, molecular function: structural constituent of ribosome. The record is from RefSeq and is a predicted model, not a curated record. NCBI's taxonomy places the organism in Eukaryota, Metazoa, Chordata, Mammalia, Primates, Tarsiidae.